UACUACGAAGCCACACAGGACAUGUGCAGAAUGUGGCUUGCCGUUGUCUUGUUGAAAUAAAGCAGGGAUGUCCCUAAAAAGGACAAUGCUUGGAUGGCAACAUAUCUUGCUCCAAAACAUUUCUGCAACUUUCACCAUUUUCACACAUGUGCAAGCUACCCAUGCCAUGGGCGUAAACACACUUCCAAACCCUCAUAGAUGCUGGCUUUUGAACUAACCCACAUGGUUUCUUUUCUCAAAACAAGUUGACAUGGGCUCGUCAGACCACAGCAGACUUUUCCACUUUGUGUCAGUUCCUCUCAAAUAAGAAGCCAGCGAUGUUGAUCUAUGGCUUUCGCUUUGCAUUGUAGCGUUUUAACUUGCAUUUGUAAAUGUAGCGACCAACCAUGAUAACUGAUUGUGGUUUUCUGAAACAUUUCUGACCCACGUGGCAAAGUCCUUUACGCAAUGAUGCCUGAGCGAUCACAGGUCACGGGCAUUCAAUGUUGGUUUUCGGCCUUACGUGCAAAGAUUUCUCCAAAUUCUCCAAGUCUUUUGAUGGUAUUAUGGACGAUGGAUGACCAAAUAGCAAAAUUUCCUUAAAUUGCGCAUUUAGAAUCAUUCUUAAAUUAAUGGACUAUUUGCUCAAGACGUUGUUGUGUGAACCUUACCCCAUCCUUGCUUGAUAAUGGUCCUUUUAUAUUCCAAUCCUGACACUCACUGGUUUCCGAUUAACUUGUUCACCUGUGGAAUGUUCCAAAAGGGGCGUUUUUUUUGCGUCAAUUCCAAAGCUUUUCUUGCUCCUAUUCCAGCAUUUUUGGAAUAUGUUGAAGACAUAAAAUUCAAAAUGAGAGAAUAUUUCCAAAAAACAAUAACACUCAACAAUUCUUGUCCUCUUCUGUAUUCAAUUGAAGACAAGUUGAAAAGGAUUUGCAAAUCAUUGUAAUCUGUUUUUAUUUUCCCUCCCAGCCAGAUGCUGUUUCUUUUCACCCUUUAAUGUUGCCUGAAUCAUCUUUGUCUUCAACUUCAUUGGAAGUGGGGGAUUUGAUUUUUUUCUGUUUCUUACUAUCAGGCAAAAAAACAACAACAACAAAACAAUCAAUAAAGGUUUAAUACAAGUCAGACAUUUGAGUUUAGACAUUAAUUUAGUCUUUACAUAAUCUUGAGGCCUUGUAUGAAUUCAGUUUUUAGCAUAUAUGUGACCAUGUACCGUAAAUGAAAAGAUGACAGAGUGCAGUCUUUACAGGUAAUGAAGCAGUGGGAGAGGAAGGUACGCUCAGCCUCCAGCCUUGACGAGCUGCUCAGACUUGCAGACUUCCCCGACUGGAAGUUGUGGAAGUGCCGCAUGAGACUGCAGCAGUCGGACUCUCUUUUUUCGCCACCUUCGGCCGGCUCCCACCGCUCGACACGUUACGCUGCAGAAUCAUACAGCUUGGAGAUACUCAAAGCCAUAGAUGAGGAGUGGCAGCGGACACAAUGCAUGCCAAGAGAGACUUGUGUGGAUGUGGCCAAAGAACUGGGUACUGACCCAUCCAUGUUCUUCAAGCCACCUUGUGUGUCCGCCCACAGGUGUGGUGGCUGCUGCAAUCAAGAAGGUGUCACAUGCAGAAACACAAGUACAGUGCUGGUCAACAAAACGGUCCUUAGCGUGAUUCCAUUCAAGUUUGUACCAGAGCCUGUGCUGAUAAAAGUUGUGAAUCAUACAGAAUGCAAAUGCAUGGAGCCCGCCAUUGUACGACGUAAUGCUCAGCCUCACAGGGGCAGUGGUUGUUCUCUGAUUGGACAGCUUUCAGAGGCCGAGAAUUCCAGGAAACUUUGCGUCAGCGGUUGGAUUUGGGAUUGUACAAGUGACAGAUGCAUACCGUACCCUUCUAAUACUAGCCCAGAUUUUCCAAUGACUUCAUGGAUGCCCAACUGUGAGAUCGACGUGGAUCAUUGUGACUGUAUUCCACAAGCUGAUCCAACUCCCCAACUAAGAAUGGUCCUACGGUGUCACCUCAACAGCUCCAUCUGUUCUCACAGACGUCAAUAUUUUGACCCCUUCUCCUGCAGAUCCAAGUGGCCCAAAUAGCAGCAAGUAUGACAACCUGCAGACCAAUCCUUUUGGAGGCAGAGAAAUAGUGGCACAUAAUUUAUUUACAACAUUAUUUAUGCAAACCACGUGAACUAAUGGAGAUUAUACUUAGUCACAGGACCAUAUUAAUUAAUUAUUAACAUUCUGAUCUUAUGUUUGAAUCAAUUUAUGAAUUUUGAUAUUCAUUUUUUUGUGCACUGAAUAUCUGGAUAAUAAAAAGGUUAUUUUUUAUAAUUCAGACUAUUGCUCACGUUUUAUUUUGCAAUGCAUUUGCAAAACACUGGUCAACAAACUUAAAAUUAUUU
Molecule: messenger RNA, 2358 nt
Organism: Hippocampus zosterae (dwarf seahorse)
Lineage: Eukaryota; Metazoa; Chordata; Actinopteri; Syngnathiformes; Syngnathidae
Product: vascular endothelial growth factor D-like
Biological process (GO): response to hypoxia; positive regulation of angiogenesis; vascular endothelial growth factor signaling pathway
Cellular component (GO): membrane
Molecular function (GO): chemoattractant activity; growth factor activity; vascular endothelial growth factor receptor 3 binding
Source: RefSeq, a predicted model, not a curated record